This is a messenger RNA of Asparagus officinalis (garden asparagus), 882 nucleotides long. RefSeq names its product E3 ubiquitin-protein ligase MBR2-like. Lineage: Eukaryota; Viridiplantae; Streptophyta; Magnoliopsida; Asparagales; Asparagaceae. Gene Ontology annotation, molecular function: ubiquitin protein ligase activity. The coding region runs from base 292 to 594 and encodes 100 amino acids. The record is from RefSeq and is a predicted model, not a curated record. The transcript has 4 exons.
UUUCUAUCUAGGUCUUAUGUCUUACUGUUAUGUAUCAAUGUUCGGAUCUGAUUAUAAAUGAAUGUGUGUCUUCCUAGUAGUUCUAUUUUUUUGGGAGUCUAUCAUACACUCUCGUAUGGAGCUUUUCCAUGGACAGUAUUAUGAUCGACCAUAGCAUUUCACGUCGAAAUUGACCCCCUUAGUGGUUUUGUAUGGUCAUCGUCCCUUUGCGUAGUAGAAACUAACAUAAAAUUUUCAAACAGGCUGUACAAAGAGUGUUAUUAUAUGACAGGCAUAGAGAUAUGAGGCUUGAUGUUGAUAAUGUCUUAUGAGGAGCUACUUGCAUUGACAGAGAGAAUAGGGAAUGUGAGCACUGGAAUUAGUGAAGAAACUAUUGUGAAGUGCCUGAAGCAGAGGAAAUAUAUUUCCCUUACCGAGGAAACCCCUAGUGAUGUUGAAUCAUGCUGCAUUUGUCAGGAAGAGUAUGUCGAAGAGGACGAGGUCGGAAGACUGGACCGUGGGCAUGAUUUCCACACCGCUUGCAUAAAACAGUGGCUGAUGAUGAAAAACUUGUGUCCUGUUUGCAAAACUACAGGCAUUGCCAACAUCAAAUGAGAGAAGAAUAUAUGCACAUUGCAAAAUUAAUUGAAGAUGUCGUUGGUACGACAAUAGCUUGGCCAUCAGACAAAGUUGUUAUGCUUUAAAAAGCUGCAGUACUAGUACUCAAUUUCUGAAGAUGAUGAGUCUCCCAAGUCAUAUGUAAUGCAGCAAAGUUAAUUUUUGUUGUUCUGUGUACUAUGGUUAAUUUCUUGUACUCCAUGUUGGAUUAUCCAAAGACUAGUAUUUGUUUUUUGGCACAUUUGUGUUGACUCUUCUUGUAUGCUACAACUUGGUUAUGUAUCA